CCCUGCCUCCUCCUGCCUGGGGCUCUUAUCUAGCUGCUGCCAGAGCUGACCUCCUCCAGGGCUGGAAUCCUGUGUUUUCGGCGUGCCCAGAGCCCCGGUGGCCGGCCGCGAUGUCAGCCAACGCCUCGCUGAAGCCGCUCUGCCCCAUCCUGGAGCAGAUGAGCCGCCUGCAGAGCCACAGCAACUCCAGCAUCCGCUACAUCGACCACGUGGCGGUGCUGCUGCACGGGCUGGCCGGGCUGCUGGGCAUGGUGGAGAACGGCCUCAUCCUCUUCGUGGUGGGCUGCCGCAUGCGCCAGACCGUGGUCACCACCUGGGUGCUGCACCUGGCGCUGUCGGACCUGCUGGCCGCUGCCUCCCUGCCCUUCUUCACCUACUUCCUGGCCGUGGGCCACUCGUGGGAGCUGGGCACCACCUUCUGCAAGCUGCACUCCUCCAUCUUCUUCCUCAACAUGUUCGCCAGCGGCUUCCUGCUCAGCGCCAUCAGCCUGGACCGCUGUCUGCAGGUGGUGCGGCCGGUGUGGGCGCAGAAUCACCGCACGGUGGCCGCGGCCCACAAGGUCUGCCUGGUGCUCUGGGCGCUGGCUGUGCUCAACACCGUGCCCUACUUUGUGUUCCGGGACACCAUCCCGCGGCUGGACGGGCGCAUCAUGUGCUACUACAACGUGCUGCUCCUGAACCCCGGGCCAGACCGCAACGCCACGUGCAACUCGCGCCAGGCGGCCCUGGCCGUCAGCAAGUUCCUGCUGGCCUUCCUGCUGCCGCUGGCCAUCAUCGCCUCGAGCCACGUGGCCGUGAGCCUACAGCUGCGCCUCCGCGGCAGCCGGCGCCCGGGCCGCUUCGUGCGCCUGGUGGCGGCCGUGGUGGUGGCCUUCGCGCUCUGCUGGGGGCCCUACCACGUGUUCAGCCUGCUGGAGGCGCGGGCGCACUCCAAAGCGGCCCUGGGGCCGCUCGUGUGGCGCGGGCUGCCCUUCGUCACCAGCCUGGCCUUCUUCAACAGCGUGGCCAACCCGCUGCUCUACGUGCUCACCUGCCCCGACAUGCUGCGCAAGCUGCGGCGCUCGCUGCGCACCGUGCUCGAGAGCGUGCUGGUGGACGACAGCGAGCUGGGCGGCGCGGGCAGCAGCAGCCGCCGCCGCCGCCGCGCCUCGUCCUCCUCCGUGUCGCCAGGCCGCCGCCAGGACUCGCUGCGUCCCCCGCGCCUCCUGCGCUGGCUGCGGGGCGCACACGCCGCGCCCCCGCACACGGGCCGGGCCCCAUCCCAGGACGAGAGGGGACCCCUGAGCCGGGAGCACAGCACCACCUAGGGGUAGGAGGCGCCGGUCGGGGUCCCGAAAGCACUGCGAGGGCCCCAUCAUGACAUUGUUGACGCGGACUCCACCCUGUCACUGGCCCAGGGGCAGGACCCAGGCAUCUGCAUUUUAAAGCACCGGGGUGACUCAGUGGAUCUUUUUCAGAAACAAAGCGAGUUAAGGCAGCCCUUCCCAAACUGUGAUGUGUCUGAGUCCCCAGGCAGCUCCUUAAAGUGCAGUCUGACUCGGGAUUCUGCACUUCCAACAAGCUCCCAGGCCUGGCCUCGGUGCUGCUGGAACCACGCGUGGAGUAACAAAAGGGAAAACCUUUAGACUUCUCAAAUCAGGGCACCCUGGGCCAAUCUCCCUGCAGCUCAAUUCUACCAACCAGUGGUGUACUUUAGGAGAAGAGGGAGCAGAAAGGUUUGAGGAGCCCUGUUCCAGUGUAAUUUCUCUGCUUUAGCCAUUUAACCAAUGCUUAUCGUACUAGACACUUUAUCCCACAAUCUUUAUUUUCUUUGAGACAGAGUCUCACUCUGU
Messenger RNA from Microcebus murinus (gray mouse lemur), 1832 nucleotides. It is a transcript of the gene PTGDR2, whose product is annotated as prostaglandin D2 receptor 2. Gene Ontology annotation, molecular function: complement receptor activity; G protein-coupled receptor activity. NCBI's taxonomy places the organism in Eukaryota, Metazoa, Chordata, Mammalia, Primates, Cheirogaleidae. Gene Ontology annotation, biological process: inflammatory response; phospholipase C-activating G protein-coupled receptor signaling pathway; positive regulation of cytosolic calcium ion concentration. Gene Ontology annotation, cellular component: plasma membrane. The record is from RefSeq and is a predicted model, not a curated record.